Messenger RNA from Neoarthrinium moseri, 1236 nucleotides. RefSeq lists its product as uncharacterized. The transcript is spliced from 2 exons. The record is from RefSeq and is a predicted model, not a curated record. NCBI's taxonomy places the organism in Eukaryota, Fungi, Ascomycota, Sordariomycetes, Amphisphaeriales, Apiosporaceae. Bases 1 to 1236 code for a protein of 411 amino acids.
AUGCUGCCGAAGCCCACAUUGAGCUUCACUAUCCCGAGCGUCCAUGACCACACCAAGCUCGACUGCCGCGUCUUCCACCCCGCCAGCCUGGGCAGCCAACCGCCCAACGCCCCGCGAUGGGGUCGGCACGUCGCAGUCGUCGCGCACCCGUACGCGCCGCUAGGAGGAAGCUACGAUGAUCCCGUCGUCGACGUCGUCGCGGGGACGUUGUUGCAGCUGGGAUUCAUGGUGGCGACCUUCAAUUUCAGAGGCGCAUCAUCGUCGUCGGGGGCGCGUACGUCCUGGACGUCGCGGCCGGAGCAGGCCGACUACAUGUCCGUGGUAGGGUUCAUGGCCUACUACGCACACUACAUCGACUCCCCCCACCGAAUCAGCACCGAAGGCUCAGUGUCGCCAAUCAUGCUGCAGGCCGGCUACUCCUAUGGCGCCAUGGUGACCACCAAACUGCCCCCGCUCGACACCAUCCUGGCCAUCUUCGAGAGCCCGCCCAUCCACGGAGCCGCAGCGGAUAUCAGACUGCGCGCACAGCAUCUGGCCGAGCAGCAGAACAGACUGCUCGACCACCCAGCCUCCCCGAGGAAGUCGCUGGGGAUGAGGGUCGGGGGCGACGAGGAGCUGCCGCGCCAAAGCCGCGAGAGGAGGCGAUCACAUUCGCUGGACCGGGAAGAAAGGAUCCGGAAGGGCGUCAGGGAUAUUCUGGCCAGGACCAAGCGCAUACACAGGAAGCACCGGCACGAGUCCCACGACCACGCCGGGGAGGCACCAGUCGGCGAAGAGGAGUGUAUGGCCAAGGCGGAGAACCCGCUGCCCUACCGCAGUGCCUACGUGGCAGUCUCUCCCCCCAUUGGCGUCGUCACCAACCUGGCCACCAUGUCUUUCGCCAAUCCCUUCAGUGGCUGGCCGAAAAGGGCCGCCAGGGCGGACGGCCCGGGUACGCACCACGAGGGCGCGGCCGAGCCCGGGCUGGAUGCGUCGGAAACCAAGCUGGCCCGCAAUCCGACAUUGGCCGUCUACGGUGAUCAAGACGGAUUCCUCACGCUGCGCAAAUUCCGGGAGUGGACGACAAAGCUCAAGGCCCACGAGGACUCGCGGUUUUGCGACAAGGAGGUCAGUGGGGCUGGCCACUUCUGGGUAGAGGAGGGGGUCAUGUACGAGCUCCGCAACGCCGUGGGCGCCUUUGCGACAGAGCUGCUCGGGUUCAAGGCGCAGAUUCUGCAGCCGUACGAUGGCAGCUGA